Messenger RNA from Amphimedon queenslandica, 1346 nucleotides. RefSeq names its product E3 ubiquitin-protein ligase TRIM71-like. Gene Ontology annotation, biological process: proteasome-mediated ubiquitin-dependent protein catabolic process; protein polyubiquitination. The transcript has 2 exons. Lineage: Eukaryota; Metazoa; Porifera; Demospongiae; Haplosclerida; Niphatidae. Gene Ontology annotation, molecular function: protein binding; ubiquitin protein ligase activity. The record is from RefSeq and is a predicted model, not a curated record. The annotation marks the transcript as partial.
UCUGCCCUAACUGCCUACCUAUCAAACACAAGGAUCACAAUAUAGAAGAUUACAUUGACGUAGGAGAAACAGCACGUAAAGCAUUAAAGGAAAGUGUUGCUAGUUGUGAUGGAGUCAUUCCUCCAGUCACUGAAGCUAUUGCUAAUGGAGAGAAGAUGCUAGAGCAGAUAGCAACACGUAAAGAAGAAGUAAGGCAGGAAAUCAAGGAAACAUUUGAAGAGCUUAAAGCUGCUUUAGAUAAGAGAUGCAAUGAUCUACUAAUGGAGACAGAAGAGAUUGCUAGCGCUAAGAGGAAAUCUGUCGAGAAGCAGCUGGAUGGGUUUCGUAAACUGGUAGAACAGGUUUCUCAUGGUCGUCAUCUUGCAUCAUCAGUGAGUGAGCGUACUGAUCCAGGUGAAGUACUCAGUGUUAAGAAGCUAAUCAUGAAUCAACUAGAGGAAUGCAUUGAAGAGUAUAAGAAACUACCUCUAGAAAUAGAAGAAAAAGGAGCCAUUUUAACACGCCUAGAUACACCUUCUUUAAGUAAAGAGAUCAAUGAGUUUGGAAGUGUUUUUGAGUUUGAGCAGCUUAACCCAUCACUUUAUUCCAUUGAUAGUGGGUUAGCUAUUCCACUGGCAACAGUAAAGAAAGAAAGGAAAUUCAGAGUGUCUCUACCAGCAGGUAUUGAUAAAGCAGCAAGCUAUUUGAAGGGUUCCUUUAUCAAAAGUGAUGGCAGUAAAGAGGAGGGUAGAGUUGUUAUAGUUAAUGAUAACAACACAGCCAUUGUAUCAUGCACACCUCAAAGUAUUGGUAGAUAUGAACUAUCAGUGACUAUAAGAGGUCACCAUAUUAAAGGUAGUCCACUGUCAGUAAAAGCAUCAAGAGACUAUACCACACUAGCUAACCAGAGAUCAUUUGAUGUGGGGAAUAAUACCUAUGGUGUUGCUGUUCAUACUAAUGGUGAAGUAUUUGCUAGUAGUAGUGAUGGGUUUAUUCAGGUAUUUAGUGAGGAUGGUACUGCAGUAAGAAGGAUUGGAUCUAAAGGUAAUGGUAAUGGACAGUUUGGCAGGCCUUGGGGUUUAUUGCUGGUAGGAGACAGGCUCUAUGUGUCUGAUGAUACUCUUCAUCGUGUGCAGUAUUUCUCAGCUACUACUGCUGGUAACUUUAGUAGUCCUGAUGGUAUUGCUAUUGAUGAUGAAGGAUAUAUCUUUGUAUCAAGUAAUAAUGGCUAUCUCCAUGUCUUGAGUCCUGAUAGGAAACAAGUCAAAUUAAUCUCAGGAUUAUCUUGUCCAUGGGGUGUAGCACUGGAUAAGGAUGGAUAUAUUUAUGUUGCUGAUUAUUAUAACAAACGUAUAAUGAAAUAUUAA